AUGGUGGGUCCUUCCUCCGUGAUGGCACCACCUCUGUCCCUGAGGCUGAAGUACAUGUCUCUGGGGGUCCUGGUGCUGCAGACCACCUCGCUGGUCCUCACUAUGCGCUUCUCUCGCACUCUCAAAGAGGAGGGCCCCCAGUACUUGCCGUCUUCAGCUGUGGUGUCGGCUGAACUUCUCAAAAUAGUUGUGUGCACUCUUAUUGUCUUUGUGCAAAACGAUUUGAAAGUUGGAGCCAUGAACCAGCAGCUGAAAGUGGAGAUUGUUGACAAGUGGACAGAGACACUGAAAUUGGCCAUUCCUGCAGGAAUCUACACGCUACAGAACAACCUGCUUUAUGUGGCUCUGUCCAACCUGGACGCAGCCUCCUAUCAGGUCACAUACCAACUGAAGAUCCUCACCACGGCACUUUUCUCCGUCUCGAUGUUGGGAAAGAAGUUAAGGACCCCCCAGUGGCUCUCGCUGCUCAUCCUAAUGGCUGGAGUGGCUUUGGUGCAGUGGCCCCUGGAGUCUGUGGGGGACUCUGAGCAGAAGGUGCUGUCUUCCACGUCUCAGUUUGUGGGAGUGAUGGCGGUGCUCAUGGCCUGUGUGUCCAGUGGAUUUGCUGGAGUUUACUUCGAAAAGAUCCUCAAAGAGACUAAACAGAGCAUCUGGCUUAGAAACAUACAACUGGGUUUGUUCAGCUUCAUCAUGGGCUCCAUUGGGAUGCUGGUUUAUGAUGGAGAGAGUGUGAGCCGAGCAGGCAUAUUUCAGGGCUACAGCGCCAUCACAUGUGUGGUUGUCGUAUUGCAGGCUCUUGGUGGCUUGGUCGUAGCAGUCGUCAUCAAAUAUGCAGACAACAUUCUCAAAGGGUUUGCAACUUCAGUGUCCAUCAUUGUGUCCACAUUAAUCUCAUAUUUUAUCCUUGCUGACUUUAAUCCAACGAGUGUAUUCUUUGUCGGGGCCCUGCUCGUCAUUGCUGCCACAUUUCUCUACAGUUAUGAGGUCAAAACCCCCAUAGCAAAUGCAAUGACGGUAUAA
Molecule: messenger RNA, 1020 nt
Organism: Knipowitschia caucasica
Lineage: Eukaryota; Metazoa; Chordata; Actinopteri; Gobiiformes; Gobiidae
Source: the annotation of a GenBank genome assembly